Molecule: messenger RNA, 555 nt
Organism: Chrysochloris asiatica (Cape golden mole)
Lineage: Eukaryota; Metazoa; Chordata; Mammalia; Afrosoricida; Chrysochloridae
Product: signal recognition particle 19 kDa protein-like
Exons: 2
Coding region: 1-555 (184 amino acids)
Biological process (GO): SRP-dependent cotranslational protein targeting to membrane, signal sequence recognition; SRP-dependent cotranslational protein targeting to membrane
Cellular component (GO): signal recognition particle, endoplasmic reticulum targeting
Molecular function (GO): 7S RNA binding
Source: RefSeq, a predicted model, not a curated record
AUGGAUGGUAACUGUAACUACAGCAUGUACCUACAACCAGGCCAGGCCAAGCCACACUUGAAGCUGGAACCACGCAAGGGUUUUCUCUCUACAAAAUCCAAGCUGGCGCCAUGCGCUCCCCUGUGGAAAUGGCUUGCGCUAUCCCCUGCUGACCAGGACAGGUUCAUUUGUAUCUACCCUGCUUAUUUAAAUAACAAGAAGACCAUCGCAGAAGGGAAGCACAUCCCCUUAAAUAAGUCUGUUGAAAAUCCUGCAGCUACAGAGAUUCAGGAUGUAUGUUUAGCUGUUGGACUUAAUGCGUUUCUUGAGAAAAAUAAAAUGUACUCUAGAGAAUGGAAUCGUGAUGUUCAAUGCGGAGGCAGAGUCUGGGCCCAGCUCAAACAAGAAGAUGGCAGCCUCUGUCUUGUAGAGUUUCCAUCACGUAAUUCAGUAAUGUUGUAUGCUGAGGAAAUGAUACCUAAACUAAACACAAGGACACAAAAAACAGGUGGUGGUGACCAAAGUCUUCAGCAAGGAGAGGGAAGUAAAAAAGGAAAAGGGAAGAAGAAGAAAUGA